CUUGCCCGUGUCAGCGUGUUGCCAACAUGGCUCCCAAAAAGAAGCCAGUCAAAAAGAACAAAGGAGACCUCAACGAGACAACCAUCAUUGUAGAAGACAGCCCCCUAAACAAACUGAAUGCUUUGAAUGGGCUCCUGGAAGGAGGCAAUGGUCUUAAUUGCAUUUCUUCUGAAUUAACAGAUGCUUCUUAUGGCCCCAACCUUCUGGAAGGUUUAAGUAAAAUGCGUCAGGAGAGCUUCCUUUGUGACUUAGUCAUUGGCACCAAAACCAAAUCCUUUGAUGUUCACAGAUCAGUGAUGGCUUCAUGCAGUGAGUACUUUUACAACAUCCUUAAAAAAGACCCAUCUACCCAAAGAGUGGAUCUCAAUGAUAUCUCACCUCUGGGCCUGGCCACUGUCAUUGCCUAUGCCUACACUGGCAAACUGACUCUCUCCCUGUAUACAAUAGGAAGCAUUAUAUCUGCUGCUGUGUAUCUUCAGAUACACACUCUAGUAAAGAUGUGCAGUGAUUUUCUGAUACGAGAAAUGAGUGUUGAGAACUGCAUGUAUAUCGCUAACAUUGCUGAAACAUACUCCCUGAAAACUGCCAAAGCAGCAGCCCAAAAAUUUAUCCGCGAUAACUUCCUUGAAUUUGCAGAAUCAGAUCAUUUUAUGAAACUUACAUUUGAGCAGAUUAAUGAACUCCUUAUAGAUGAUGAUUUACAGUUGCCUUCUGAAAUAGUAGCAUUCCAGAUUGCAAUGAAAUGGUUAGAAUUUGACCAAAAGAGAAUGAAACAUGCUGCAGAUCUUUUAAGCAACAUUCGCUUUGGCACCAUCUCUGCGCAAGACCUGGUCAAUUAUGUUCAGUCUGUACCAAGAAUGAUGCAAGAUGCCGAUUGUCACAAACUUCUCGUAGAUGCUAUGAACUACCACUUGCUUCCAUAUCAUCAAAACACAUUGCAGUCUAGGCGCACAAGAAUCCGUGGGGCCUGUCGAGUCCUCCUCACUAUUGGGGGUCGCCCAGGCCUUACUGAGAAGUCCCUUAGUAGAGACAUCUUGUAUAGAGAUCCUGAAAAUGGAUGGAGCAAGCUUACGGAAAUGCCAGCCAAGAGUUUCAAUCAGUGUGUGGCUGUAAUGGAUGGAUUUCUCUAUGUGGCUGGUGGUGAAGACCAGAAUGAUGCAAGAAAUCAAGCCAAGCAUGCAGUCAGCAAUUUCUGCAGAUACGACCCCCGCUUCAACUCCUGGAUACACCUGGCCAGCAUGACUCAGAAGCGCACGCACUUCAGCCUGAGCGUGUUUAACGGGCUCCUUUAUGCUGUGGGCGGCCGCAACCCCGAAGGCAGCUUGGCCUCGCUGGAGUGCUACGUGCCCUCCACCAAUCAGUGGCAGCCGAAGGCACCCCUGGAGGUGGCGCGCUGCUGCCACGCCAGUGCGGUCACCGAAGGCCGAGUGCUGGUGGCCGGAGGUUACAUUGGCAAUGCGUACUCGCGCUCUGUGUGCGCGUACGACCCGGCCAGCGACUCGUGGCAGGAGCUGCAAAGCCUGAGCACGCCCCGAGGCUGGCACUGCGCCGUCACGCUGGGCGACAGGGUGUAUGUGAUGGGGGGCAGUCAGCUGGGGCCGCGCGGGGAGCGCGUGGACGUGCUGACCGUGGAGUGCUACAGCCCCGCGUCCCGCCAAUGGAGCUACGCGGCGCCGCUGCAGGUGGGCGUGAGCACCGCGGGGGCCUCGGCGCUGCACGGGCGCGCCUACCUGGUGGGGGGCUGGAACGAGGGAGAGAAGAAGUACAAGAAGUGUAUCCAGUGCUUCAACCCUGAGCUCAACGAGUGGACGGAGGACGACGAGCUGCCCGAGGCGACCGUGGGCGUGUCCUGCUGUACCCUCUCGAUGCCCAACAACGUGACCCGGGAAUCCCGAGCCAGCUCGGUGUCUUCCGUGCCAGUCAGUAUCUGAACCCAGGUAGAUGCGGGGAUGCAGGAAGAACAAAUAUGUAUUCGUGAUUAAGCUUUGAGUUAGCGAAAAGGAAAAUAUAGAACAUUUACUACAAUGAUUGUGUUUUAAAAUAUAUCGAGGCA
This is a messenger RNA of Talpa occidentalis (Iberian mole), 2053 nucleotides long. It is a transcript of the gene KLHL31, whose product is annotated as kelch like family member 31. Gene Ontology annotation, biological process: negative regulation of protein phosphorylation. The coding region runs from base 27 to 1931 and encodes 634 amino acids. The record is from RefSeq and is a predicted model, not a curated record. Lineage: Eukaryota; Metazoa; Chordata; Mammalia; Eulipotyphla; Talpidae. Gene Ontology annotation, molecular function: protein binding. Gene Ontology annotation, cellular component: nucleus; cytoplasm. The transcript is spliced from 2 exons.